AACUUUGUUUUUUUAAACUUUCUUUUAGGUUUAAAUAACUUUGGUCUGGGCUAGCAUGUAAAAGAAACUCAGAUGGCUUCUUCAUUUGGAAAAAUACUGGCUCUGUCCAAACAUGUUCUGCUUCCAAAAGUCAACUUGAAUAAUAUGCUGUUUUUCAGCCCGUCACGUAGUUACAGGCAAAUCGAAGUGAAAGAAGAUGGAAAUGUUACAACUAUCAGUGGAAAAGUUUUCGAGGAAAAAGUUACAAACUAUGCGCAACGCCUUAAUCAGAAUGAUCUCUGUCCAUUAAGAAGCAGGGGAAUCCAUAUAACACCUUAUGAUGUUUUGAUAUUGAACCAAUUUAUAACCAGUGAGGGUGAUAUUUUAAGCCAAGCUGAAACUGGUUUGUCAAGAAAAGAAUAUUUUAAAGUAAUCGCUUGCGUGAAAAUGGCCCAAAGAGCAAACAUGCUUCCUGGUUCUGAGCGCCAAGUUGACAUGCAUGGCACAGAAGUUCCAAAACUGAACAGAUAUUUGACCAGGUAUCAAAUUGGAAGUCGGACGCCAAUCAAAAGUAGAGGACUGUGGUAUCGAAAGCGAUAUUUUAAAGUUGGUGAUGCCAGAUCUGUAAGAGAUGCACCACGUGUAUCACGCAAGCCACUGACAGAUAAUUUAUAAUACAGUUCGUUUCAUACUUUUCAUUGUAUUCCAUUUUCGCUAAAAAAAUUAAACCGAGCUAAACUAGUUUUCUUAGUAAAAUGUUUAUGUAGU
Ciona intestinalis (vase tunicate) is the source of this 747-nucleotide messenger RNA. NCBI's taxonomy places the organism in Eukaryota, Metazoa, Chordata, Ascidiacea, Phlebobranchia, Cionidae. The record is from RefSeq and is a predicted model, not a curated record.